CUAAAAGAAAACGAGAAAAAAAGAAGCAACCAAACAGACUCUAUGGUCAAUCUAUCUUAUCUAUUGACUCUUGUCGUGAAGUGAAGUCUUGAGUAUCUGUGAUGAAAUGGACGCGAAAGCAGUAGUAGCCAUCAAGUUAAUUUGAUAAUUUUGAAACUAUUUGCUCUUGAUGAACAUAAGUCGAUAAUACAUUAAAGCAUUUUGAAAUAUUCUGUGAAAAAUAGUUUCAUAAUUACAUGGAUCAGUGCAAAAAUGCGUUUGUCGGCUAGUAGAAAUCGUUUGAAGUGCUAGUGUUUGACGGACUUAGGUUAUUCCGUAGUGCAAAAGCUGCCACUUAUUUCUAUAUUCCGUAAUUAUUUAAAUUAUGGAAACUGUGUCUGAAGAAGGACUUGUUCAGAAUCCUUCAGUUGAAGGUGUUAAAUCGACUAAUAUCUCUUCCGAAACAUCUGACGCAGAAGUAUGUCAAAAAUCGAAUGGUGUUUCCGAAACUUUAGACAAAUCACUGUCCAACUUGGAAAACAAUUCUAUCGAUAGACCGGUUGAAUUCACAAAUACUUCCUGUAGAAAUGAUGCCGAAAGUGAAAUUCAAGACUAUGUUUCAAAUCCCAUAGAAUGCUCAGAAUCAUCUUCAUCAAAUAUAGAGAUAACACAUAAGAUUUCACCGAACGAUUCUAAUAUAACAGAGGUGCAGCUAGAUGACAGCAUUGAACAAUCUGCUGAACCUAAUAAAACAGAAGUAAGUACUACUUCCAAUGUACAGAAUCCUGAGCUUGUUGAAAAUAGAAAUUCUGUAAAAGAUGAGUUAGUAAAAGUGUCGCAAAAUGAUGACUUAGUAAACAAUGAAAAGGUUAAAUUUGAAACUGAAAUAUUGGUAGAAACUAAUGACAAUGAUGUGAAUGAGUUAGAUUUAAAUACUACAAAUGAAGUUGGUUCACAAGAAUCUACUAGCAAUAUUCUAAGUGAACUAAGUCAAAGUAUAGAGUUGAGUGAAGCUUUACGUGCCUCUGACAAUGCUGGUAAUGUAGAAAAUAAUAAUCAUUCUGUGCGACAAGAAGUAUUCAAUAAAGAAGAAUUGCUAGAUAUUUUGGAAGGCAAUGAUAUUCAAACUUCUGAUGCUGUUGUGGGGUAUGAGAUAGAAAUUAAACUUGACACACCUGAUGGUAAAUCAGAAGCUCAGUUAGCUUUGGAACAGCUUUCAAGACUAAAAAAGAGCAGGAAUCGCAAAAGAAGAAGUUCAGGGAUUAUUUCCAGAAAAAGGAACAUUAAUGUAUUGAAGGCAGAGGCUAAUAGUGAUGCCAUUGUAUCUAAGAAGGAAGAUGUCAAAUCCAAGAAAGAAGAUGUUGCAAUUAAGCCCAAGAAAGUUGAAAAUAAAGAAAAGGCCAAAAAAGACAGCAAAGCUGAGGAUAGCAUAGUUAAUAAGCUGGUUGAAGAUUGGGAUGACGAUGAACCUGUGGAUGAUGAAACAGAUCUUAAUAACAAGGGUGAUAGCAUAUUAAAUUCUACUGAACAGGUUGAGGAUGCCCAUGAGUCCAUAGUUAGUCAGGAUGUCACAGCAAGGAUGUCAGUUGAUUCUGCAGUAAGCGAUAGUGCAACACCAAAUAAAGGUAGCGAAGAUGGUCAGCCUCAAAGAAGAUUAGGUAGAGUUAUUAAAAAAAAAGUUAUUUAUGAUCCUGAUAAUCCUGAUACAUUUACCAAGAGUAAAAUUUCUGUUAAAAAAGAACCACAAGCUGAAGAUUCUCCAUCAAAAAAAGUUAAAAGUGAGUCUACAGUUCCAAGACCAAAAUCAAAAUCUCCCAUUUCAAAGUUGCAAUGGAAAAAGCCACAACCAAAAAAUAGUAAACAAAAUAGAAGAUUAACUGAAGUUGAUAAGUUGCUAAUGGAUGAGGGUGCUGUAAAUAUGAUCUACCAACUUACUCCAGAAGCUCCUAAGGGUAAGAAAAAUAUGAGAACCAAAGCAGAAUUUAUUAAAAAAAUCCAAAGCUCUAACCCUGAAACUAAAGAAAUGAAAUUCAGGGAAAGGAAGGUAAAAAUUGAAGAAGGAGAAGCAAAAAAGAUUAUGGGCAACAAACAAAGACCAUCCUUGAGCAGUUCUGUAAAGUCUUCUAUAUGUGAAGACUUUGAGACACACAGUGCUGAUGACUCCAUUAUAUACAGGAGGCAUUCUUCUAGCUCUUAUUCUAGUACAUGCAUGAGCCCUCGUCGUUUGAGUGAUGUGGAAGGUGGCAGUAUACAAAGCUGUCAAAACAAGUCUACACUAAAAGAAACAGUUUUAGAAAAUGACAAAGCUCCAUCUGAUAUGAGUGCCAUCUUAUCAACAGAUGUAUUUGUGCCAGAUGUAUCAAAUCUUUCGACAGACAUAAUCAACAAAGAUGAUUGUUUAUCUAUAAAAGAAAAGUUAAACUCUAAAUUAUCUCUUGCAUUAAACAAGCGAAAACGUGAAAGUUCCAAAAGUGACAAACCAAUAAAACAUAGAAAGCUAUCCAAGGUAGAUCAGAAAGUAAAACAAGAUGAUGAUAAAUAUAAAUUAUUAUCAAUUUCAUAUGCUGAAAGAGUAGCAGAAAUACUCAUUCGCAAGACAGGGUCUAAAUAUAGUCAUAUGAUGUUUAAAGAGUUGUGUCAAGCAUUGGAGGAGGUGGACGCCAGGACAGACAUAUCCGUCACAUUGCUUAUGUCAGAGUGUGGCACCCUGUGUUCAGAUUUAGAUUUAAGUUCAUUGGUCAAUGAUGAUAUUGAAGAAAGGACUAAUUCUGCAUAUGAAUAUGCAGAAGAUAUUAGGUUGGUCCUGUUCGCCAUGAUUCAGCACAGCAAGUUGUUGGUAACGGGCGUGUGGGGCUCGUGCUCGGGGGUGGCGCCGGCGCUGCUGGCGCUCAGCGACGUGGCGCUGGCGUCGGAGGCCGCCACGUUCGAGCUGGCCAGCGGCGACCGGCCCGUGCUGCCCGGCGUCAUGUUGCUGUCCUCGCCCUGGCAGGCGCUGCCGCAAACCUUGGUGAACGACUUGGUGAUAUUCGGGUGCAAACUGAGCGCGCGCGAGGUGGCGGCGGGCGGACUGGUGAGCCGCGUGCUGCGGCCGCGCGGUGCCGCGCCCGUGCGCCAGCUGGCGCGCGACCUCGCCGUCGACAACAACCCCAAGAAUAUUUUGCUAAAAAAACGUUUGCUGAACCUAAAGAAUGCAAGCAAUACAUUCCUUUCGUGCCUCAUUAAAGAGAGGGACUUGAUCAUAAACUAUUGGACUUCUACCGAGGGACAGGAGCUGCUGCGCGCGAGCAUUACCGCCUAAAUAAUAUAAGAAAAUAAAAUUUGUUAAUAGAACCUAGGCUACAAUAUUAGUAUACAUGGAUAUCUAUUAUUCGAUUUACCGACAAAGCGACCUCGAAGUCUGCUUAAAAGUAAAUCUUAUUCUCAUUUCGUUUAACGACUGGUUUCUGGGUUCCAUUUGCAAGUAGGAUAAUAUUACUUUAUGUUUUUGGGUAAAGUUGUGUAAUUAAUAAAUAUGCGCGAACUCCCUCAACUGUAGGGAUUUUUAUUAAAUAAUUAGUAAAUAAAAACAAAAGUUUAAAUUUCUGUAUAUGGUUGCGAAUAAUUUUGUCAAGUGGCGCUCGAUAAAUUUAAAAGUUGACAAUAUGAAGUAGGUCAGUUAUUUCAUUUCUUUGGAAAUAAUUCUUUGGAAUAUGCGGUCAUGCCUUAGAAAACAGCGUAAUUCCGCAAUCGUUUAUUAAACCAAUUCGGAAAUUGCGUACAUACAAAUGUAUACAAAAUAAAAAUAUGUCAACUUGGUAUCUGCGCUGUGAAAAGACUGCUGUGUAGACGUUUCUAUUUUAUUCUUUCAUUCUUAUGCUACAGAGCAUAAUCAUUUAUUAUUUAGUUUGUUUAAAUUAAGUAUGUAUGACAAAAACUAUUCUGAUUACAACUGAUAAUUUUUUUUUUGAAAUGUGGGACUUUUUUAAAACUUGGUGAAUGUAUCGUCGUCAGUUCUCGUUUCGCCACUUUACGGUGCUUCAAUAAUUCCAACAAAUCAUAAAUAUUGCAAUGUCAGAUAAAUAUCGAAAUACCAGAUCUGACACAUCAUCAUAUUGAGAUCAAAUUCAAGAUCUGACAACGACGACUAAAUAAAAAUACCUUAACAUUUAUUAAUAAUUUACAUUUGCCGAUGAUUAGUAACAACUUAAUAGGAAACAACGCAACUCUUAUUAAAAAAUUAGGUGUUGUUCGUUUUUAGUCAUAGAACAUUAUGCAAUGUUAUAGAUUAAAUUGUUUAUGUCUUUGUUUUAGAUGUUUGAGUUUAUGAUAUAGAUGAAUUAAUUUCAAUUUAUAGCCAAAGUUCUAAACUGGUUUUUAGACCCCUUACUGGAGAUUAGUGUUAACAAAAUGUCCAAUAUAAUUUAGAUUAUAUAAUAUUGGCAACAAUAUUUUUUCGCACUUAUAAUUGUUAGCUUGAUUGUGCGAAAAUUUACGUUUCAUAAUCAGAAUAUUCCUCUUAGAUUCUUUUACUAGGUUUAUAUUUAGAUUGAUUGUAUUGCUUCUGUUUAGUUAUUAACAUGUAAGUGUAGCAAUAGUUUAUUUCAUUAUAUUUCUUAAUUACAAAAUAAAGUGCCUUUAAUACGA
This is a messenger RNA of Plodia interpunctella (Indianmeal moth), 4602 nucleotides long. RefSeq names its product HP1 and insulator partner protein 1 (gene HIPP1). The record is from RefSeq and is a predicted model, not a curated record. Bases 365 to 3277 code for a protein of 970 amino acids. Lineage: Eukaryota; Metazoa; Arthropoda; Insecta; Lepidoptera; Pyralidae. The transcript has 5 exons.